Molecule: messenger RNA, 1893 nt
Organism: Ciona intestinalis (vase tunicate)
Lineage: Eukaryota; Metazoa; Chordata; Ascidiacea; Phlebobranchia; Cionidae
Source: RefSeq, a predicted model, not a curated record
GAGGAAGAAGAGAAAAAACGACAAAAAGAAAGAAGGUUAAACGAGGUGAAUAAACGUCGUAGUUUGGAAGGUUUACAAAAAGAUGCACUUCAGCGUCAAAAAGAAUUUGAACAAAAGUGGUUUAGCAAGAGCGAAUCAGAUGUUUCGUGUAAGUUGUGCAGCAAAGGAUUUAGUUUACGUUGUUCUACCACAACAUUAAAGUAUCACCUACAAUCUAGCCAUAAGGACAAGUUAGCAGGUGCAAGUGGACCCUCUAGUUCUGGAUCGUCCGAAUCUGAUGUUUUAGUUCAGUCAGAUAUUCGUCAGUAUCAAGUGCGACCAAAACUAUCAGACGAUGAAUCGCGGCGUAUUGAUGUGUUGGUGUCGUCAUUUAUGUGGAGAGACAUGCGUCCAUUUCAUAUUGUGGAAGGGCAAGGAUUUAGAGAUCUUGUUCAUGGCCUCAAUCAUCAAUAUAAAAUAAAACACAGAUCGACAUAUCAGGCAAUCACUGAACGUACAUACAAGAGUGCUAAAUCUUUUUUACUAGACGUUUUGCAGCAUGCCAACUAUAUGGGAAUAACAACGGAUAUGUGGACUUCAAUUCGCAACGACAGUUACAUCACAGUAACCGUUCAUUGGAUUACUGAUGAUUGGAAAAUGCAACACGGCGUUCUUACUACAGAGUGCAUGACGGAGGCAAAUACCGCUGAAAACCUUUCUCUAAGGUUAACCGAUGUAUUGGCGGAAUAUAGAAUUACAUCUAACAAAAUAAGCGCAACUGUAACUGACAAUGGCAGAAAUAUAAAAAAGGCUGUAGAUCUAUUGGAUGACUGGACCCAAUUGUCGUGUUUUGCACACACCCUACAACUUUGCGUUAAAGCGGGUCUCGAUAUUCCUGCAGUAUCAAGAAUGCGAGCUGGAGCACGGCGACUUGUUAACCACUUUAAACAUUCAUCAAAAGCAACUGCAGCACUACGUGAAAAGCAGUUCUCACUGCGACCAGGCGAAACUGUUCUGGACUUAAUUACAGAGUGUCCAGCUCGUUGGAACAGCACAUUCGACAUGUUCGACCGCCUGCUUUUGCUUCAAUGGUGCAUUAGAGCUGUAUUAACCGACUUCAAAAUAACAAAACCCUCAGUUGCUUCAUCUCUACAAAUGUCAAGCACACAAUGGGACCUCUGCCAAUCACUUGUUCAUGUUUUGAAACCAUUAAAAAUAGCAACAACAAUGAUGUCAGCAAGCAAAUACCCGUCCAUUCCCUGGAUUUACCCAGUGUUAUUCACGCUGCAGAAGAAACUGGAGUCUUGCGAUAUUGACAGUGGUGCAACCGCUCAUUGCAAAACAGCUAUACGAGAACAAAUUGAUAAACGUUUUUUUGCAUCUAACUGGCAUAGGAAUUUGCCUGUUUUAGCAUCAGUAUUGGAUCCGCGAUAUAAGUUUCUCAAAUUUAUAGACAAUGAUGCCACAAGGCAAGAAGUGUACGACCAUCUUAAAGGACAAAUCACAGAGUUUGCGGCUAAAUAUUCUGAUUUCGAACAACAUCUUCAAAGUGAAAGUACAAACGAAGCGCAUACAUUUGACCCCUUUGAGGAAUUGUGUGGGAAAGAUACGAAGAAGCAAACAGUGGUCGCACCAGAAGACGAAAUUAAGGCAUAUUUACGCGAACCUGCGCAGCCAUCAGACUCUGAUCCGCUACAGUGGUGGAAGCUUAACGCAGCGCGUCUACCUACAAUGUCGCUUAUGGCCCGUUUCUACUUCUGUUCGUGGUUGCGCAAGAGAAAAAAUAGUUCACCUGAGGUAUUAACAAUCGAGAUUGAUAACGCAAUCGCUGUUAGAGGAGUGCUCGAUCAAAGCCACAGCGUCGCUUAUCGCGAAGCUACAAUCAACGAACGCGGACGCGCGUUUCGUCCCUAG